Messenger RNA from Alligator mississippiensis (American alligator), 3916 nucleotides. It is a transcript of the gene CYTH2, whose product is annotated as cytohesin 2. Gene Ontology annotation, biological process: regulation of ARF protein signal transduction. The record is from RefSeq and is a predicted model, not a curated record. The transcript is spliced from 12 exons. The coding region runs from base 129 to 1328 and encodes 399 amino acids. NCBI's taxonomy places the organism in Eukaryota, Metazoa, Chordata, Crocodylia, Alligatoridae. Gene Ontology annotation, molecular function: guanyl-nucleotide exchange factor activity.
GAGGCGGGCUAUUCCCCGCAGUGCUGGGCCGGGCGGACACGAGAGGAGGAAGCAGGCGUUGCAACGGGAGAGCCGAGGAGACUAGACGCAGCGACAAAGAAGCUCCCGCCGGGGCUGGGGCGUUUACCAUGGAGGACGGCGUCUAUGUGCCUCCGGACCUGACACCCGAGGAACGCCUAGAACUGGAGAACAUCCGGCGGCGGAAGCAGGAGCUGCUGGUGGAGAUACAGAGGCUGCGGGAUGAGCUGAGUGAAGCCAUGAAUGAGGUGGAGGGGCUAGAGGCCAACGAGGGCAGCAAAACCCUCCAGAGGAACCGAAAGAUGGGAAUGGGCCGGAAGAAAUUUAAUAUGGAUCCUAAAAAGGGUAUCCAGUUCCUGGUAGAGAAUGAGCUGCUGCGCAACACGCCUGAGGACAUUGCCCGCUUCCUCUACAAGGGCGAGGGGCUCAACAAGACAGCUAUCGGGGACUACCUGGGUGAGAGGGAAGAGUUCAACAUCGCUGUGCUGCAUGCCUUUGUGGACCUGCAUGAGUUCACCGACCUCAACCUGGUGCAAGCCCUGCGGCAGUUCCUGUGGAGCUUCCGCCUCCCCGGUGAGGCCCAGAAGAUUGACCGGAUGAUGGAGGCCUUCGCCCAGCGCUACUGCCUCUGCAACCCAGGUGUCUUCCAGUCAACAGAUACCUGCUACGUCCUUUCCUUUGCUGUCAUCAUGCUGAACACCAGCCUGCACAACCCAAAUGUGCGGGACAAGCCCACAGUGGAGCGCUUCAUCACCAUGAACCGUGGCAUCAAUGAUGGUGGGGACCUGCCCGAGGAGCUGCUGCGGAACCUGUAUGACAGCAUCCGGAACGAGCCUUUCAAGAUCCCCGAAGACGAUGGCAAUGACUUGACGCACACAUUCUUCAACCCUGACCGUGAGGGCUGGCUGCUGAAGCUGGGCGGACGGGUGAAGACGUGGAAGAGACGCUGGUUCAUCCUGACUGACAACUGCCUGUACUACUUUGAGUACACCACGGACAAGGAGCCACGGGGGAUCAUCCCCCUGGAGAACCUGAGCAUCCGUGAGGUGGAGGACCCCCGUAAACCGAACUGCUUUGAGCUCUACAUCCCCAACAACAAAGGGCAGCUCAUCAAGGCCUGCAAGACGGAGGCAGACGGGCGGGUGGUGGAGGGGAACCACAUGGUCUAUCGCAUCUCAGCCCCCACGCAGGAGGAGAAGGACGAGUGGAUCAAAUCCAUCAAGGCUGCCGUGAGCGUGGACCCCUUCUACGAGAUGCUAGCCGCCCGCAAGAAGCGCAUCUCAGUCAAGAAGAAGCAGGAGCAGGCAUGAGGGGGUAGCCAUGGGCAUCUCUCCAGGGCUCCCUCCCCCCAUGCCAUGACCCUGGGGCUACUGCACUGCUCCUUGCCAGGGCCUGAAGGAGCUAGGGGGUCUCUGUCACAGACUGACAGGAGCACUGGCUCCCCCUCCCUGCCCCAGACUGCGCCACAGCCUCAGAGCGGUCUGGUCAGGCAGGGAGAACAUCCCCUGCCUGGGGUCACCUGCACUGCAUCCCCCUCUGGAGUACAGCCAGCCUGGCCUUGGAGCUCUGUAGGGGCCUUGGGGAGGAUGUGGUCAGGCACACAAGUGGGACCAUGCUGCCAUCUUGCCAAGAAGCCCCAGCCACUGGGGCACUGGUUGCUCUGAGCAGGGCAGUUCUCCUUCAGCCAGCGGGGAGCAGUGAUACACACAUGCAUACCUCUGCUGCUUCUAGCCAGUAGGGACCAGUGAGACUGAUAGACACACAUGUAUGCACAUGCACACAGGCAGCUCUGCUUGUAGUUAGUGACCAGUAACACCCACACACACACCUGUUUCCCACUAGCAAGGAGCAGGGACAGAUAUGCAUGCCCACGCCACAUGCACACACAGCCUUUCCUUCUAGCCAGUAGGGACUAGUGAGAUACAGACACAUGCACACAAGCAGCUCUGCUAGCCAGCAGGGACCAGUGAAACAGCUGAGUACACAAGCACACAGAGCAGCUCUGCUUCAAGCUAGCAAGGAACUGUGACAUAUACACACCCCAGCAGCUCUACCAGGCAGUAGGGAAUGGUGAGGUUGACAGACAUGCACACACACGCACACAAUGGGGCAGCUCUGCUUCAGCCAGCAGGGAAUAGUGAGGUGCAUGCACACAUGCAGCUCUUUCUAGCCAGUAGGAAACCAACAAAAGAAACACACAUGCACACAGCUUUUCUAGCCAGGUGGGAGAACCUCACAUAUAUGUACGCACACCAGGGCAACUAGCAGGGAGCAGUGAGAGACUGACAGACACACUGAUCUGGGCAGCCUUGCACCUAGGCAGCCAGGAUCAGUGACAGGCUGACACACACUAACACAGAGCAGGGCAACCCUGCUCAGCCUGUGGGGAGCAGUGACAGACAGACAGAUACAGGUGGACACUCACAGAGCAGGGUAAUUCUGCUUCCACCCAGCAGGGGCCAGUGUCACACAACCUGGAGCCCCCUGUGUUUGGAGAAACAGGCUGUGCCAUGCUGGGACAAGACACUCUCCCAUUACCUGUUCACUUACCCAUGAGCCCUGAGCAAGGGCUGUGCCAGGGAAGACUCCAGGCCAGGACCCACAUUUGUUUCUGGACUGGGGGCACAUGGAAGAGGAGACCUAGCAUCAAGGGGCCAGAGCAAAGAGACCCAAAAGCCAUCGAGAGAGCUGAGGGGCUGGCCUCUGAUCUUAGCUCUCCCAGGACCAAUCAAGUUACUCCUGAUUGCAGUGGUGUCAGGGCCAGAUCCUGGGUUCUAUGGGCAGAAUGUGCUGCAAGAGCAGCUUCUGGAUUAUCCAGCUUAACCUGGGGGCAGCCUUUCCCUUCCCAGCCCCCAGGUGUUGCACCAGCCUGCAGCUUGGAAAGGCCUUAUCCCCAACACCGGUCAUUGCUGGGGUAACAGGCACAACAGGUGUUUACCCACAAGGCCAUGCUCCCACUGCACCUAUGUUCUGUGGGUGUGGACCCCAGAGAUUUUGCAGCCCUCACCCUACACCACCACCCCCCCCCCCCCCUGCCAGCAGAAAGAACCUUAUGGCAGAGGAGCACAGCUUUGCCCCUCCAGGUGCCUCCUGCCUGGGGCUGGGCUCUCACUCCUUUCCGCGGAAGUGCCAGCAGGGGGCAGUGCCCCCCCUUCUCCCAACCUCACAGACAAGACACCAGCUAAUUGGUAAAUCCUACUCCGGUGUGGCUGGGGGGGCCUCCCAUGGCCCAAAGCAUUUCACUUGCCCUGCUACAAGACCCUGUCCAUCCUGCCCAUCUUUCCUUCCAAAACUGACAAGGGGGCAGCUGGGCCAUGGGAAGUCUGUAGCCCCCUCCUUCAUUCCUAUGUGCCAUCUCUGACCCUUUCCACAUGGUGACUAGGGAAAACCUUUGGGACUGAGUCUGCAUCCUGUGUGGGGUUUCCAAGAGCCUAAGACUGACACCCCUUUCAGGAAGCAGGAAAGAGGGCCUUGAUGCCAUCCUGGCAGAGGGGGGGGGCUGCAGGUGUUGGGUUGAGUAGGACAUGGGCAAACCCUCUUGAGACCAGCUUCUUCCACCCAUGUGACUGCAGGGCUGGCUUCAAUGUGCUCAGGAUGCUAAUAGAGUCUGUAAGGGGAUAAGACUGACCCUUCCAGGUCAAUGCUGUCCACUGCCCCCAAGAACUUGGCCCCUUCCACCCUGCCCAGCCACUGCUGACUUCUCGCCACCCAUGGCAUGACCCUCCAUGGUUAUCACCUGGGGAGGCAAGCCUUGUGCCCACCGGGGGGGGGGGGGGGGGGGUUGGGAGUUCAUGUGACCUUUGCUAUUCCCAAUUGUAUACUUUGGGUUUUUUUAUUAUUAUUAUUUAAGGAUUUAAUGUAUGCAAAUUUGGACUGGAUUAAACACUACAGCGUUGAA